Carassius carassius (crucian carp) is the source of this 1847-nucleotide messenger RNA. RefSeq names its product peptidylprolyl isomerase E (cyclophilin E) (gene ppie). Lineage: Eukaryota; Metazoa; Chordata; Actinopteri; Cypriniformes; Cyprinidae. Bases 113 to 1021 code for a protein of 302 amino acids. Gene Ontology annotation, molecular function: RNA binding; peptidyl-prolyl cis-trans isomerase activity. The transcript is spliced from 10 exons. The record is from RefSeq and is a predicted model, not a curated record. Gene Ontology annotation, cellular component: intracellular membrane-bounded organelle. Gene Ontology annotation, biological process: protein peptidyl-prolyl isomerization; protein folding.
CCGCUGAGCAAAGGAUUUGUGUUUUUUUUUUCCUGUGAUGUUAUUUGUCCUCCGCAACACUAGAGGUUGACAUGCCGUCUCGAGGUGGCGAAGAAGAUAGUCAAAAGUCAAGAUGGCGGCGACUAAACGUGUUCUUUAUGUCGGUGGUCUCGCGGAGGAGGUGGACGAGAAAGUGUUGCACGCUGCGUUCAUUCCCUUUGGUGACAUCACAGAUAUUCAGAUCCCGCUGGAUUAUGAGACAGAGAAGCACAGGGGCUUUGCAUUCAUCGAGUUUGAACUGGCAGAGGAUGCAGCUGCUGCCAUCGAUAACAUGAAUGAGUCGGAGCUGUUCGGAAGAACCAUCCGGGUGAACAUUGCCAAACCCAUGAGAAUUAAAGAGGGUUCCUCUCGACCAGUGUGGUCUGAAGAUGACUGGCUGAAGAAGUUCUCAGGGAAGACUGUUGAGGAGAGCGAGGAGGCGGAGUCAGCCGCAGAAUCAGCCAGUACAAAUACACAGGAGGGAGAACCUCCGGCGAAAAAAGGCAGAAAUAACCCACAGGUCUACAUGGACAUCAAGAUCGGCAACAAACCUGCAGGCCGGCUGCGCUUCCUCCUGCGAGCGGACGUCGUGCCCAUGACUGCAGAAAACUUCCGUUGUUUAUGCACACACGAGAAAGGCUUUGGAUUCAAGGGCAGCAGCUUCCACCGAAUCAUUCCUCAGUUUAUGUGCCAAGGUGGAGAUUUUACCAACCACAACGGCACCGGGGGGAAGUCCAUAUAUGGACACAAGUUUGACGAUGAGAACUUUGUCCUCAAGCACACUGAACCAGGUCAGCUGUCAAUGGCAAACUCUGGUCCCAAUUCUAACGGCUCGCAGUUCUUCAUCACUGUUGAUAAAACAGACUGGCUGGAUGGCAAACAUGUGGUGUUCGGAGAGCUCAUAGAGGGCAUGGAUGUACUCCGGGCCAUGGAGGCUCAGGGAUCAAAAGAUGGCAAAACCAAACAGAAAGUCAUCAUUUCCAACUGUGGAGAGUAUGUGUGAAUUCAACAUAUUGUGUGUGUGUGUGUGUGAGAGAGAGAGUGUUUCUGUUUUAUAAUAAAACAUUAUUCUAUUUCCAAAGAAAACGUUUAUACAUAUUUUCUUACAUUUUUUUUUCCGUUAAAUGGUGGUUUGUAUACAAGUUGUCAUUUUAGGUCAGUAAUUCAAUAACAAUUAUUUUAUUCAUUUUCAAGUCAUAUGUGAUGACAUACAUAUAUUUGUUGGAUUUAAACUGGGCAUCUGCUUCUCAUGUUUGAAUCUCUGCAAUUUGUCCUCGAGUGUAAAAUGUGUUACUGACUCCAUCCUCUAGAUGGCAUUAGUGCUCCAGGAAAUCUUUGCAGCCAUGUCACACUCUAAAGAACAGAGACAUGUUCUGUUUCCUCAGAUCAUAGAGCCGCAUUUACAUACAAAUCAGUAAAACAAACUGUAAAACAGCUACAAUAAUGAACCAGGAAACAAAAGAUCCUUUAUUGUAAACACAGAAACAUUAGUUUGUGAGAUGUUAAACUGACAUAAAGCCACUGAAAAUGUGAAGCCAUCAAGUCAUUUGUUUUAAAAGCAUAUUAGCUUUAUACACAUAAGCAAGCAAUACCACCCAUAUGACCAGUAUUAUAUACACUUUCAUUUAAAUGUUUGAAGAGUUUUCCAAUUACCAGAUUAUUUAAAAACAUCUUUAAAAAACCCUAGAAAUAAGUUGUUAUGGUUUAAAUGUGUAGGGAACCAUUGCAAAGUUGGAGGGAUUGAUGAUUAAUUUAUCAGUGAAUACAUUUUUAAAUGUUUACUGGAAUUGUGUUGUUUGUCCAGGUUCAUUAAACAUGAUUAAAGCACA